GGGGGCCCCGACUCUCGUCCCUGUGGCCGCCAUUAAAGAAAAAGGGUCUCGGAAUUAGACGGCGGAAGAAUCCCCCCUCCCCCUCCCCGCGCCGGCCGCGACGCGACAUGGGGGAGACGCGCUGAGGGGGAGCUGGCUGAGCAGGAUGCCGCGGCCGGGCAGCCGCCGACAGAGGCACCGCUGAGGGCAAGCGAGGAGGAGGAGGAGACCCGCCGGCGGGGGCUUCGGGGCACCGACUCCGCCAGCAGCAGCAACGGCCGCCGCGUCCCUCUGUCUCGGCGCACGGCGGGGCCGGGAAUUGUGGGGUUCCGACCCCUUCCCCCGCGGUCCUUCCGGCUGAGGAGAGCCCGAGGCUCGGCCGCCGCCUCCCCGCCCUCACGAGAAGACCUCGGGGAGGGGGCCCUCCGCCCACUGCCCCCGCGGGGCCGCCGCAGCGGGGCGGCGCGGAGCCUUCCCGCAGCAGCCGCCGGCUCGACGGGCUCCCGGAGCCCCCUCACCUGAAGAGAGACGGGGCCGCCACCCCGACGGGGGGGUCUCGGGGCUCGCUCCUCUUCCCCCCGCGGAAGACAACGCUCCGCUUGAAGACUAUCAUUUUAUAUUUUUUAUUCCCCUCCUCCCCCCUUUCUUUCCCGGUUUUGUUUUUUAAAAGAAAAAUACUAAUUUUUUUUAAGGGACCAGCCCAGCUGCGAGGCCGGUCCCUCCCCGCCUCGCCUCCCCCCGCCCGCUCGCAGGGGUCUUGCGGGGUUUGGCGCGGUGGAGGGGGCCCUCCCUGUCCCGGAUCCCCCCCUUCCUGCGGCGCUCGGCGGUAACUUGGCGGGGUCCGGGCUCCACUGAAGAGACCCACCCAGCCCGGUGGACUUUGUGGGGCUCCCUCGGCCCCGAAGGACAGCUGGGGGGAGGGGGGGGGGGCGAGCUUCCCUGAAGACACUCUGCGCUUUACCCCUGCCUUCUCCUCCGAAAAGACUGGGGAUCGGCCUCCGGGAGACUCCUCCAUCCUUCCCCGAAGAGACUUCGAGGGUCACCCGCAAUUUCCUCCUUCCACCCCUCUCCCCCUUCCUCCAUUCCCCACGGAAGGAUUUUUUUUACCCAACAGAGGAUAUUUUGGUUUUGCCCUCUCUACGAAGAGUAUUUCGUUUUGGGGAGGGGGGGUUUCCACGGGGGAAUUUAAUACCCCGCUGGGCUGCUAAGGAGACUUUUGCGGCCUUUCUCUCUCAAGGAAUACCUUCCCCCCUCCGCUGCCCCCGCAGAUGUUUUUUUGGGGUACACCCCAGGAAAUUUUUCGUGUCCUGCUUUUAUGAAUUCUCCAGACUCGCCUUCUGGCAUCUAAAGUUUGUUUUUAUGAUUUUAAAUUUUAAUUUAUUUGGAAUAUUUUUGGAGCAGGGGAGAAGAAUCUGACCCCCCCACUCCCUGUUGCCCUCGGACUCCGAAGAGACGAGCCUGGAUUUUUCUCUCUCCCACAGCCAAUCCUUCCCAGUCAUUCCACAAUUUGCCCCUUUCUCAUCUGAUGACUAAAGAAACAGGAGGAAGAGGAGGGAGGUUUCUGGAUUAAUUACCCCCACUGGAUUAUUUAUUUUUUUCCUACUACUCUUGCUUGGCAUCUGAGAAGAAGGAGGGAUGUCAACUGAUUUUUACCCCUAGCCCCCCUGGAUUAAUUACCCCGUUUUUAUUCUCUUGUUGGAUCAAUUACCCCUUCACCUUACCUCCUCUUCCUCUCCUCCUUAUGCGAAUGAGAAGACAAGAGGAACAGGGAGGAUUUUGAUCUUAAUCUCCCGUCGUUGGAUUACUUACCACCUCCCUCUUUCUGUUCUCCCCUUCCACGGUGGUUUUACCCCCCCCCCCCCAGCCCCCCCGCCCCGCGUUUGAUAUCCACAAGAAGAGAAAACGUUCCUAGUUUCUCUUCAAUUUUUUUUUUUUUUUAAUAUAUUUUUUUACCACCUCUCCGAUACCACUCUCCUCCCGGGUUAUUUAUCCUGCCACUAUUUCGCGUGCCUGUGUGUCCGUAUGUAAAUCCCUUAUUUAAUUGUAUUAUUAUUUGUGCGUGUGCAUAGUCCCCCCUCCCCCCUUUCCCUCUCGGUGUCUGUCUCUCUCUCUCUCUCCCUCUCUCUGUCUGUCUCUUUCUUUCUUGUCGGAGGCUGUGGGAUAAUGGCGUGUGGGUUGUGGCUGUGAGGAUGAGUUCCUGCUUCGUGCCGAACGGGGCCAGCCUGGAGGAUUGCCAUUCCAACCUCUUCUGCCUGGCUGAUCUAACUGGGAUUAAAUGGAAGCGAUAUGUGUGGCAAGGUCCAACAUCUGCCCCCAUUCUCUUCCCGGUCACGGAAGAAGACCCUAUUUUGAGCAGCUUCAGCCGCUGUCUGAAGGCAGAUGUACUCAGUGUUUGGCGCCGAGACCAGAGGCCAGGACGCAGGGAGCUAUGGAUAUUUUGGUGGGGUGAUGACCCCAACUUUGCUGACCUUAUUCAUCAUGAUCUCUCAGAAGAGGAAGAUGGUGUUUGGGAGAAUGGACUUUCUUAUGAAUGUCGCACUCUGCUUUUCAAAGCCGUUCACAACCUGUUGGAGAGGUGUCUGAUGAACAGGAAUUUUGUACGCAUUGGGAAGUGGUUUGUGAAGCCUUAUGAGAAAGAUGAAAAACCUAUAAACAAAAGCGAGCACUUGUCCUGCUCAUUCACCUUCUUCUUACAUGGAGAUAGCAAUGUUUGCACCAGUGUGGAGAUCAGUCAGCAUCAACCUGUGUACCUGCUCAGUGAAGAACACCUCACUCUCGCCCAGCAGUCGAACAGCCCUUUUCAAGUUAUUCUAAGUCCCUUCGGAUUAAAUGGCACGCUCACAGGGCAGUCAUUCAAGCUUUCUGAUUCAUCGACAAAAAAGCUUAUUGGUGAAUGGAAACAAUUCUAUCCUGUCACAUCCAACUUGAAGGAGGGAUCUGAGGAAAAACAGGAAGACAUGGAUUGGGAGGAUGAUUCUUUAGCUGCUGUUGAAGUCCUUGUUGCUGGUGUGCGAAUGGUAUACCCGGCAUGCUUCGUUCUAGUUCCCCAGACAGACAUCCCUGCCCCUAGUACUGUAGGGGCAUCGCACUGUUCAACUACUUGCUUGGGUGUCCACCAAGUGCCUGCUUCCACAAGAGAUCCUGCCAUGUCUUCAGUAACUCUGACUCCACCGACAUCCCCAGAGGAAGUUCAAACAGUUGAUGCUCAAUCUGCCCAGAAGUGGGUGAAGUUCUCUUCAGUUUCUGAUGGAUUCAUCUCUGACAGUACCAGCCAUCAUGGUGGCAAAAUACCUAGAAAGCUGGCCAACCAAGUGGUGGACAGAGUUUGGCAAGAAUGCAAUAUGAACAGAGCACAGAACAAGAGGAAGUAUUCUGCUACAUCAAAUGGCUUGUGUGAUGAAGAGACAGCUGAAAAGAUAGCAUGCUGGGAUUUUGUUGAAGCCACGCAGAGGACAAAUUGCAAUUGUUCAAGGCACAAAAAUCUCAAACCAAGAAAUUCAGGUCAACAGGGGCAGGCACCACCUGUGGGCCAACAACAGCAAGCAGCUCCAAAGCACAAGACAAAUGAGAAGCAAGACAAAGGGGAUAAGCCACAGAAACGCCCUUUGACUCCUUUUCAUCAUCGUGUAUCUAUCAGUGAUGAUGUUGCCAUGGAGGCAGAUUCAGCGAGUCAGAGGCUUGUGAUGACUGCACCAGACAGUCAAGUGAGAUUUUCAAAUAUCCGAACUAAUGAUGUAGCAAAGACUCCUCAGAUGCAUAAUGCUGAAAUGGCAAAUUCACCUCAGCCACCACCACUUAGUCCUCACCCGUGUGACGUAGUUGAUGAAGGGGUAGCUAAAGCUCCUUCUACGCCUCAGAGUCAACAUUUCUACCAGAUGCCAACACCAGACCCCUUGGUUCCCACAAAAACAAUGGAAGACAGACUCGAUGGCUUGUCUCAGCCUUUUCCAGCUCAAUUUCCUGAAGUUAUAGAGCCUACCAUGUAUGUUGGUACUGCAGUGAAUUUGGAGGAAGAUGAAGCUGAUACUACUUGGAAGUAUUAUAAAGUUCCAAAGAAAAAGGAUGGGGAAUUCUUACCACCUCAGCUUCCAAAUGACAAGUUGAGAGAUGAUCCAGUAAUACCUGCUGGACAGGAAAACCUAACAUCAGUUACAGAAUUAAUGGUGCAAUGUAGGAAACCUCUAAAGGUUUCAGAUGAACUGGUGCAAAAGUAUCAGAGUAAAAACCAAUACCUAGCAGCAGUAGCGACGGAAGCUGACCAGGAACCUGAAAUUGAUCCUUAUGCCUUUGUUGAUGGUGAUGUGGAAUUUUUAUUCCCUGAUAGUAAAAAAGAUAGGCAGAACAUUGAGAGGGAAGCUGGGAAGAAACACAAGGCUGAGGAUGGGACAUCUGGUGUUACAGUUUUAUCCCAUGAAGGAGAGGAUGCUAUGUCUCUAUUUAGUCCUUCUGUCAAGCAAGAUGCCCAACGUAUUGCUGCUCAUGCUCGCACUGCAUCAACUAGCCUAUUCCAUGAAACAGACUUAGUGGUCUCUUACACUGACCUUGACAAUCUCUUCAAUUCUGAUGAAGAUGAACUAACACCUGGAUCUAAAAGAACAGUGAAUGGCGCUGAUGACAAAUCCAACUGCAAAGAGGCAAAAGCAGGAAAUCUAGACCCACUGUCAUGCAUAAGCACUGCAGAUCUCCAUAAAAUGUAUCCAACUCCACCUUCACUGGAACAACAUAUUAUGGGAUUUUCUCCAAUGAACAUGAAUAAUAAGGAAUAUGGCAGUAUGGACACUACACUUGGAGGAACAGUACUUGAAGGGAGUAGCUCGAGUGUGGGAGCUCAGUUCAGAAUUGAAGUAGAUGAGGGGUUUUGCAGCCCCAAACCUGCUGAAAUAAAGGAUUAUUCUUAUGUUUAUAAACCUGAGAAUUGUCAAGCUUUAGUGGGAUGUUCCAUGUUUGCACCACUGAAGACGCUUCCCAGCCAGUGUCUUCCUCCCAUCAAACUGCCAGAAGAAUGCAUUUAUCGCCAGAGUUGGGCUGUGGGAAAGUUGGAUUUACUUCCUCCAGGACCUGCCAUGCCAUUCAUCAAAGAUGGUGAUGGAAGCACUAUGGAUCAAGAGUAUGGCCCUGCAUACACACCACAAACUCAUACUCCAUUUGGGAUGCCACCAAGUAGCGCACCUCCCAGUAACAGUGGAGCUGGAAUUCUCCCUUCUCCUUCCACCCCUCGUUUCCCAACUCCCAGAACACCAAGGACUCCUCGAACCCCUCGUGGGGCUGGUGGACCUGCAAGUGCACAGGGUUCAGUCAAAUAUGAGAACUCUGAUUUGUACUCACCAGCUUCCACACCAUCAACAUGUAGACCGCUUAAUUCUGUUGAACCUGCAACCGUGCCUUCCAUUCCAGAGGCACACAGUCUUUAUGUGAAUCUCAUCCUCUCAGAGUCUGUAAUGAAUCUCUUCAAAGACUGUAACUUUGACAGCUGCUGCAUAUGUGUUUGCAAUAUGAACAUCAAAGGUGCUGAUGUUGGAGUUUACAUUCCUGAUCCAACACAAGAGGCCCAGUAUAGAUGUACCUGUGGUUUCAGUGCUGUUAUGAAUAGAAAAUUUGGCAACAGUUCUGGACUGUUUCUUGAAGAUGAAUUGGAUAUUCUAGGACGUAAUACAGAGUGUGGCAAAGAAGCAGAAAAACGCUUUGAAGCUCUCAGAGCUACUUCUAUUGAGCAUGGCAGUGGAGGACUGAAAGAACCUGAGAAGCUGCCUGAUGAGUUAAUACUGCUGCUGCAGGAUCAGUGCACCAACUUGUUCUCACCGUUUGGAGCAGCAGAUCAAGAUUCCAUUCCCAAAGUUGGUGCAGUUAGCAACCUGGUACGUGUAGAAGAAAGGGAUUGUUGCAAUGACUGCUACUUAGCCUUGGAACAUGGACGGCAGUUCAUGGACAAUAUGUCAGGAGGGAAAGUUGAUGAAGCACUUGUGAAAACUACUUGCUUGCACCACUGGUCAAAAAGAAAUGUUGUGGAUGUGAGCAUGCAGUGUUCCCAGGACAUCCUCCGCAUGCUCCUCUCGCUCCAGCCCGUUCUUCAGGAUGCAAUCCAGAAAAAGCGGACGGUCCGCUCCUGGGGUGUGCAGGGGCCCCUCACGUGGCAGCAGUUCCACAAGAUGGCUGGCAGAGGCUCUUACGGAACUGAUGAGUCCCCGGAACCACUGCCAAUCCCAACAUUUUUGUUGGGAUACGAUUAUGAUUUUCUGGUGCUGUCUCCAUUUGCAUUGCCGUAUUGGGAGAGGCUGAUGCUGGAACCGUAUGGAUCUCAAAGAGAUGUUGCUUAUGUUGUGGUGUGCCCUGAGAAUGAGGCUCUGCUGAAUGGAGCAAAAAGCUUCUUUAGGGAUCUGACUGCAAUAUAUGAGUCAUGUAGGCUUGGUCAGCACAGACCUAUCUGUAAGUUACUGCCUGAUGGGAUCAUGCGAGUUGGACCUACUGCUUCAAAGAAACUUUCUGAGAAGCUGGUCACAGAGUGGUUCUCACAGACAGCUAAUGCCAACAACGAAGCGUUUUCCAAACUCAAACUAUAUGCUCAAGUUUGCAGAUAUGAGCUGGGUCCUUAUCUUGCUUCUCAGCCUUUGGACAAUUCUUUACUUUCCCAAAUAAAUCUGGUCCCUCCCUCCAGCCAGCCGGCCUCUGCUCUGCCCCCAGUGACAGCUAACACUGGAAAUCCUAACACUCCGUCAUCUGCUCCUGCAGCUCCCACCAGUAGUACUAUUACAGUGACAUCAAACAGUGCCAUGUCUUCUGCAGCUACUACAGCUAAUUCGACGUUGACUACCACUGCCCCAUCAUCCUCUUCUGCCAACCUAGGCAGUGGGAUCCCAACAAGCAAGCCUUCUUCAUUUCCACCUUUUAGCAGUAUGAACAAUACCACUUCUGCCUCCCUGCCCACUCAGGCUGCAACAGUCCAAAAUGGGCAAACAGGAGGACAGCAGCAACAGCCAACACUGCAAACAGCUGGGAUGUCUGGAGAUGCUACUUCAGCACCUGCACAGCCCCAUCCAGAAGUUUCUGAAAGCACUAUGGAUCGUGAUAAAGUUGGAGUCCCUACAGAUGGAGAUUCACAUGCUAUCACCUAUCCACCUGCAAUUGUAGUUUACAUUAUCGAUCCUUUUACGUAUGAAAAAAAGGAUGAGAACAGCAGCUCAUCUAGUUUAUGGACACUUGGACUUCUGCGCUGCUUUUUAGAGAUGGUUCAGGUUCUUCCUCCUAACAUCAAGAAUAUAAUUUCUGUGCAGAUUGUCCCGUGUCAGUACCUUCUCCAACCUGUGAAACAUGAGGACCGGCAGAUUUACACUCAGCAUUUAAAAUCUCUGGCAUUUUCAGCUUUUACUCAGUGUCGGAGACCUCUUCCAACUUCCACCAAUGUGAAAACAUUAACUGGCUUUGGCCCAGGUUUAGCCAUGGAAACGGCUCUUAAGAGCCCUGAUAGACCUGAGUGUAUUCGACUAUACACCCCUCCUUUUAUACUGGCUCCAGUAAAGGACAAGCAAACAGAACUAGGAGAAACUUUCGGAGAAGCUGGCCAGAAGUAUAACGUGCUUUUUGUAGGCUACUGUUUGUCUCAUGAUCAACGAUGGCUUCUUGCAUCUUGUACAGAUCUCUACGGAGAACAGUUAGAAACUUGCAUAAUUAAUAUUGAUGUACCAAACAGAGCUCGCAGGAAAAAGGGUUCUGCCCGCAGACUUGGUCUUCAGAAACUCUGGGAAUGGUGCUUGGGACUUGUGCAGAUGAGCUCUUUGCCAUGGAGAGUUGUAAUAGGCCGCUUAGGAAGAAUAGGACAUGGGGAAUUAAAAGACUGGAGUUGUUUGCUGAGUCGCCGAAACCUUCAGUCCCUUAGCAAGAGACUAAAAGACAUGUGCAGAAUGUGUGGUAUCUCUGCUGCGGACUCCCCCAGCAUUCUCAGUGCUUGUUUGGUGGCAAUGGAACCACAGGGGUCCUUCAUUAUUAUGCCAGAUUCUGUAUCGACCGGCUCUGUAUUUGGACGUAGCACCACUUUAAACAUGCAGACAUCUCAGCUGAACACCCCACAGGACACAUCAUGCACUCAUAUACUUGUGUUUCCCACAUCUGCAUCUGUGCAAGUAGCAUCGUCAACUUACACCACUGAAAACUUGGAUCUGGCCUUUAACACAAACAAUGAUGGAGCAGAUGGAAUGGGAAUCUUUGACUUGUUAGACACUGGAGAUGAUCUUGAUCCUGAUAUUAUAAAUAUUCUUCCUGCAUCCCCUACUGGAUCCCCUGUACAUUCUCCAGGGUCCCACUACCCCCAUGGAGGUGAUAUGGGCAAGGGUCAAGGUACAGAUCGAUUGCUUUCAACAGAAUCUCACGAUGAAGUAACAAAUAUACUGCAACAGCCAUUGGCCCUUGGCUAUUUUGUGUCAACUGCCAAAGCAGGUCCAUUGCCUGACUGGUUUUGGUCAGCGUGCCCUCAAGCACAAAAUCAGUGUCCCUUGUUUCUUAAGGCCUCUUUGCACCUCCACGUGCCUUCAGUGCAAUCAGACGAGCUACUCCACAGUAAACACUCCCAUCCACUUGAUUCUAAUCAAACUUCUGAUGUGCUCAGGUUUGUUCUGGAACAGUACAAUGCACUCUCCUGGCUAACCUGUGAUCCUGCAACCCAGGACAGACGGUCAUGUCUCCCAAUUCAUUUUGUGGUGCUGAAUCAGUUGUAUAACUUUAUCAUGAAUAUGCUGUGAUCUUCAUCUGACGUUCGCAAGACAAAAAUGAGGAAAAGGGAUAUUUCACUGCAGGACUAAGUUAUAAAUCUUCUCAGUGCAAGUUGUUUGUGAUGGGGUAUGAAUCUUGUUACUUGGAGCAAAUAUUGGUGUGACUUGUGAGAGGGGCAGCUAUCACCCUGCUGUCUUUGAGUCAUUGACUAUGGGGGACGCUUUAGAAUGAUGAUCCGAAAGUGUAUUAUAACAUUUUUAGUAGCAAAAUUAACCAUUUUUCCCCAGCCACAGUAUUUGUGAAGAGUAAUGAGCCAUAGUACCCAGUCAUGGUUAAUGAAUAUUAAAAGCAUGGAAAUGAGAAGAAACAUGAGGAACAAUUAAGUUUCAACCUAUGGCUUCAGAACAUCAAGAUGUUCUUGUAUUGGAUUAUAGUACCUAGUAUUCAAAAAUGCCUGCAUCUCUUAUUUAUUGUAAGUUUUUAAAUGUAUAAAUUGUCUUAUAUUUCUUAACCUCUUUUAUAAAAAUUUUCCUAGAAGGUUUAUACUGCCUUCUUGCUUUAAAGCAAUUGGUCUAAAAUAUAUGUAAUCGUCUUAAUUAAAAGUUGCAGUAGGUUGCUUUUAGAGUAUUAUUUUUUUGUAAGGGGUGGGUGGGGACAGUAAAUUUGUAUUGUCUUGAUGUACAGUUUAAUGGGGAUAGAGGGGUUAAUGUCCAUACCAUUGUGUGUGGGGGAUUUACAGCUAAGCUGUAGUUGCAGAGUACAUGUACAGUAAUGAAGUUCACUGUGUUUAUAUAAAUUGAAAAGGUACCGGGUC
This is a messenger RNA of Strigops habroptila (Kakapo), 9493 nucleotides long. RefSeq names its product mediator complex subunit 13 (gene MED13). Bases 2169 to 8708 code for a protein of 2179 amino acids. Gene Ontology annotation, cellular component: mediator complex. The transcript is spliced from 30 exons. The record is from RefSeq and is a predicted model, not a curated record. Gene Ontology annotation, molecular function: transcription coregulator activity. Gene Ontology annotation, biological process: regulation of transcription by RNA polymerase II. NCBI's taxonomy places the organism in Eukaryota, Metazoa, Chordata, Aves, Psittaciformes, Psittacidae.